Messenger RNA from Colias croceus (clouded yellow), 4117 nucleotides. It is a transcript of the gene FANCI, whose product is annotated as Fanconi anemia group I protein. Bases 96 to 4082 code for a protein of 1328 amino acids. The record is from RefSeq and is a predicted model, not a curated record. The transcript is spliced from 25 exons. Gene Ontology annotation, biological process: DNA repair. Gene Ontology annotation, molecular function: DNA polymerase binding. Lineage: Eukaryota; Metazoa; Arthropoda; Insecta; Lepidoptera; Pieridae.
CGGCUUUUUUAUUGAAUUACAUCCUGGUUAAAUACAUUAACAUACAAUACAGAAAAAAUUAAAAAAGAAACGUAAGGUAUAAGUUAUCAGUGGAAAUGGAGGAGAAAAAUGUGUUUUUAAGAAUAAAGGAGUUGGGUCAUAUAAGUAGCAAACGUGAUGAACUGCGCCAAUACUGCAAACUUAAAUUUAAUGAGUUGACGAAGAAUUUGAAUCAACGAAUACUGAAAAAUGAUGCAGGAGAUCUUAUAGACUGUAUUUUUAAUGGUUUAACGGAUAAUACUUCCACUAAAAGUAAAGUGAAGAUCAUUGAUAUAGUAUUACAAACAAUGAGAAAAGAGGCAACGUCUCUCACUCACUGUGGAGAUGUUAUUAGCCGCCUUUGUUUGGAGCUGCCUCGGAUGCCUGUAGAAGAUCUGCUCCGUUGGAACAAUGACAGUGUUCAGUCUAUUGUAGAUGAAAGUGAUGUAAAUAUGAUCUGGCGGGAUAUAUUACCAGAAUGCCUUAAUGUGAUAUCAGCUCAAAGCAAUGUAAAACACUGCGGUACAGACAUGUCAGGCAGUGAGUACAAGGCGCAGUGUAUUCACUUACUGUGCAUGAGUAGAUGGCGUGAGAGGCAGUUGGUACAACUGGCUACAAUGUUUAAAGACAUGCAUCUAUCACGCACUGAUCACAGGCAAGUUGUGAACAAGAUGUGUACUCACAUUGCUGACAUACCUCCAGAGGCACUGCCACCACUUGUACAUCAACUAUUAAAAUUAUGUAAAUUAUAUAAUUUGGAGGUAGUUCUUGCCCAUUUGAGCAAUUACUUCAAUUUACACCUGUACAGCAAAUUGGAGCCCCCACCACAGGAUUCUGAAUCAACAACUAUGGAUAUUGAUGAUAUUGUACAACACAGUCACGCAGAACUAAGCAGAUGUCUAUCAACCUGCUUAUACCACAUCUCUCAGGGUGCAGCGGACCCAGAGCACAUACGUAGACAUAUAAAGCAGUGGCCAAAAACUCAGCUGUUAAGAGCACCGUUCCUUCUUGAUCUAGCACUUGCUGUGUCUGAUAAGGGGACAGAGUUUAGAUCUGUUUGCUUGGAUGUUAUCAAAUCAGCUAUAGAACAAAGAACAUUGGAUGAAUUAAGAAGUAAGGAAUCAGCGUGGGUGCGGUCUGUUCUCCCGCCCGAUGUAAAUGUGGCCAAUGUGCUUAAAGUACUAACAACUGAAAGUGCUAAUCAUAGAGAACUAACAGUACGAGGUUUAAUCAACCUCGCGUUCUCGUUACUAUCGGUGUCUCGUAUAAAGGCAGUAGCACCUGCUUGCUGGUCCCACGGGAAGUUAAUUCUUGUAAGACUGUGCAAAUCGCAGCCUAAUACCGCUCAGCAUAUAUUGGGACAGUUGGCUGAUAGACUGUGUGGGGAUGCUAGCCAGAGACAGUAUUCAGAUUGUCUAUACAUCCUGUGCAAGUUAACGCCCGUGUCCAUAGAGAGUUGUACACAAUUGAGCACAAUACUAGAGAGUUGCCAACCAAGUGCAGACUACACGCAGGCGGGCGCGAUAUACGCGGCCGUGCGACCGCUCAUAUCGUUCAGUGCGAGAGUCAGAGACACGCUGGUUAUGGUCUGCCGCAAGGGUUUAUACUCGAGAGACUCCCAGCACCGCUGCCUCUCGCUGCACGGGUUCCUCACAGUGCUGAAGCACAUGAAGCUGUCGCUGGCUAAGAGUUUCAGUGAGAGCGGGUGCGGCUCGCAGUACAGCGCGCACUCCUACCUCACGCAGGUCGCCGUGGACCUGCACGCCACGCAGCAGGGCGCUAGGGUAACGUCACGAGUGCGCAACGAAGCCAUAUGUUUGGAAGUGAUCUCAAUUUUACGAAGAUGCCUCGUACAAGACGCCCUCGUGAAGCAGUUAUUAUACUCCCAAAUAUACGAAUGUGCGAAAGAAAAGCAGGCGUUACACGAAUCAAUUCUAGAGCUACUCUAUGAACAUGUCAGCAAGUUCCUAGCUGAUGAUGGAGAGACCACGCCUCUGAUGUGGGAUAAGUGUUUGCAAGUUACACCUAUUACUGCUUUAUUGACUGAACCAAUAGGAAGCCUCCUGUACGUGAUAGCACAAUUCGUGCAGCCAAUAGAAGAGGAGUCAGAUGAUAUUCUGUCCAGUCAGAGCGAUAGCAAUAGUGCUCACUUGAGAAAUAAACUAAUGGCCGUUUUGGACAGGCUUUCUGAUUGUGAGAACUUGCUGCAGAUUGAUAUGCAAGAUCUAGGAAUAUCUGACCUCACUCCCGAGUCGAAAGCUAAAAAGCUAAAAGUACAACAAACACUACAGUGCUAUGAAACUCUCAUGGCGCACAAAAUAAUGCAGUGGACUCCGCAUACGUCACACGCAGCUUCAGUUUAUAACUUGUAUAAAACUUACAGUCAGUUGUUGGAUAAUACUAAGGCGACACCAAAAGGCGGUAAAAAGGGUAAAUUGAACGAUACUCGUGAUACGAUAAAGUCACAGAAGAGUCAGAAAUCUCAGAAAGAGAAAGGCAAAACUAAGUUUUCUAAUAUGGUGAAGGACAGGGCUGGACCCUUUAAACCUUUGCCUUGUGUAUGGGACUUGGGACUUUGUUAUCGCAUGUUGGAACUACUUUACAGCGAGGAAGUAACCUGGUCAUCGCUAGAGCAACGCAACCAAAUCCGCGGCAAGCGUGACUUCCAUCAGUUUGUACUACGGAGCGUUAUAACUGCUUUACAAGAAACUAAAGACAAGCAUAGUAUUGGUUCGCACGGUUUGAAGAUAGCUGCUUUGUUAUAUGAGCGGGCUGUAUGUAGAUUUCAAGACAUAUGUGAUUUUGAUGACGCCACUGCGCUCGGUUGUCUCGAAGUUUUCAAAACGUGUCUCAACUUGCUUUUGACGUCACAUUACUCAUUCAAAGUGGAGAGUGUUUUAUCUGGAAUAACGGGCGAAACCGAAGCGACACCAUCAGCGAACAUGUCCAAGAUAUUAGGGCACGUACACACCGCGCUGUCCGAACUCGACGCGGACGGCGCGGUGGAGAGAGACCUUAUGUUGAAGAAACACACGGCGCUGUUGGUGCAAAUUGCGAGUGUGUUACUAGAGACGCAUGUCAGUGCGUGCGCGGGAUUGAAUACUGUAACGUCAAAAUUAGAGGACUAUGUUCGCACCAGCAAGCAAGAAUGUCUUCCACUAAUAGGGCCACUUCUAAGUGCAUGUUACCGCGAGCAAAGGGAAGCUGUGUUGUUGGAUCAGCUCUUUGACAAGUUAUCUAUAGUACUUGGCAAGAUUGAUGAAGAAGAAUCGUCAGCACCAACGCAAGAAACCGAAGAUUUUCCGUCAAUAGAUUCCCGCUCCGGCCACACGGUGCUCACAACCAUUUGUGUACAUUUGAACAAUCGGUAUAAAUGUAUAGAGCACUUACUGAAUAGGAGUAAAGAUCUCUCCAAUGCACUGAAUAAUGCUACACAUUCAAAUCAGCAAAGGAUUGAGAAAGAGGUGUGCGGGGUGUGGCGCUGGGUGUGCGUGCAGCUGUGCCAGGCGAGCGGGUGGGUGGCGCGGCUGUGCGCGCUGCGCUGCUGCGUGGGCGGCGCCAGCGAGCGCGUGCUGGCCGCCGCCGCGCGCCUCUACGCGCUGCUGGCCGCGCUCUGCCGCCAACUGCCCGCGCAUGCGCCGCUCGUGCCCCAGCUCAGAUUAGAUCGACUCUUCAAACUAAGCGGUAAAAAGCUAUCAGCGGUAACGGACAACCUUAUCACGUACCUCGAAGCAUCACAAGAACACCAGAAGGCUAGCAAAGUGCUGCGAGACACUAAGCUCAUACCGCGGCUCGUGCUGGAAGCGGAACAGUUUAGCAAACACGCUAUAUUAUUGGGGGAAAAGGCUAAGCUGAAUUUCCAACAAUACCUCUCUUUGGGCACGGCUCGCGACUUCCGUAUCAAGGCGCCGGUCCUCAUGGAAGUUCUCAACGCGGACCAAGACAGGCCUGAUGGUCAAGAUAUAAACGAUGCGGCAACAGAAAUAUUGUCAGCGAGCGAAAAUGAACAAGAAAGUGAUGAAAAUGAAGAUAAUACUAGAAAUAAGCGAAGAAGAGUCUCAUGAUUAUAUAAUAUUGUUAAUAAAUAUUUUUUAUUAAA